Exaiptasia diaphana is the source of this 1658-nucleotide messenger RNA. RefSeq names its product zinc finger matrin-type protein 5. The coding region runs from base 30 to 518 and encodes 162 amino acids. Gene Ontology annotation, molecular function: zinc ion binding. NCBI's taxonomy places the organism in Eukaryota, Metazoa, Cnidaria, Anthozoa, Actiniaria, Aiptasiidae. The transcript is spliced from 4 exons. Gene Ontology annotation, cellular component: U12-type spliceosomal complex. The record is from RefSeq and is a predicted model, not a curated record.
UCCAAGAUGGCGGAAGACUGUUAGUUAUCAUGGGGAAACGGUAUCAUUGCGAUUUUUGUGAUAAAACAUUCGCUUAUUCAUCCCAAAACCGCAAGAAACAUGAGCAAGGUGUUCAUCACCAAAGAAACAGAAAACUACAUUAUGAUUCUUUCAAAGAUCCUUCAGAGUUGUUAGCAGAACAAGCUAGUAAACCACCAUGCCGACGCUUCUUUCAAACGGGGAAUUGUGACUUUGGUGUAAACUGCAGGUAUUCUCAUACCAAUCCACAAAUGCUUCUUGCUGCACAAGCUGAAGCUGAAAUACAAAAAUCUAAAUUACAAGAACCAGGUUUUGAAGAUUGGCUGGUAAAAUGGAGAAAACGCAGGAAAAAAGAUGAGAAAAAAGACAAGUCAGAAGAAGAAACCAUACCAGGAAGUACCUUGCCACCUGGCCUUCCACCUGUUUAUUUAUUACCACCGUCGCUACGACCACCACCCCCUGGGGGCUAUGUUGAUUGCCCUCAGGUGGAAUGGGGCUAAGCUUAAAAACGGGACUUCAAUGGACAUUUUUAUACUGUUGGAACUAUCUUUACUUAUCGGUGUGAAAUGACGUGAACUGAAUCAUCCAUACUCCAUUUCUUCACAACAAAAACAAAACACAACUACUACUACCACUCUUUAGUUAUGYUAUGUUUUUCAAAAAAUGUUGUAUGCCUGAAAUGCAUUCAAAAAACAAUAACAAAUAAAUGGGAAAUCAGAUUCGCCAAUAAUUUAUUGGUCGUUGCCAAAACAACGGACAGUGACAUCAAGAACAUGGCUGGGGUGAUGUCCAUCAGACGGGGCUAGUUUAGGCAGGAAAGCAUUAUCUUCGUACACAUAAAGGAUUGCAAAUCAACCUAUCGCAGCUGCAGUUUUUAGACAAAUCUUAUUUCUUGAUUUAAAUUUUCUAAGAAUUUUGAUUAUCGCAUAUUUUCAUGGUUGUUUUUGUUCUUACUUAUCAAAAAAAYCCCUCUUCGUUACGACCUUAUAAGUGAGAAUUGAAUUUUUUCUGAUUUUGUUUUCGAAUUCUCAUCUUUUUUAAGUGAACAAACUACCAUUCCAAAAACAAAAUUCACCUAAUCUCUAUAGUUUAAUUUGUUUUGUUCCAAUUGAGGCGCAAACUACGACGAAUCUGGACCUUUCUCAUUUUUAAAAUAGUUGUGUGUCAAAAUACGUCUGUUCGAAAUGCAUGCCUUUUCUGUCAAUUAACGCCCAGUAACUUUACUGAAAUUAUCCAAUACAAAAACAAUUAAAGACACAUUUUAUCACCCACCUCCUUUAUUAGCGAGAAUKUCGUAAGCGCUUUAAUCAGUUAUCUGUGCUUGAUUUCGACAAGAGAUACGUUUUUAACACUCGAAGAUAAAAUCCGUAUCUCCGCGCAUCCAUGUAAUAUCCUCUAUAUAUUUGGACGCGAUAAGAUUAUUAAUGAAUAUUAUAUAAAAAAUUAGCGGCAUAACUCAGGAUCAGUAUCGUUCCCUGAGGAGUUUUUGAGUAUCUUUGAAAACAUGCACAUGCCUCAGCGAAAGAUUCAAAAACAUUCGGCGAGGUGCAGACAGUGUUUAAAAAGCUGCGAAAUUGUUUUUCGAUUUUUUUUGUUCACAAAUAUCUUAACAGGAAUAAUAAAUUGUCGUCUACGCUUGA